Molecule: messenger RNA, 1672 nt
Organism: Cajanus cajan (pigeon pea)
Lineage: Eukaryota; Viridiplantae; Streptophyta; Magnoliopsida; Fabales; Fabaceae
Source: RefSeq, a predicted model, not a curated record
CUUCGAGAACAUAAGCAAAACUACUAUAAACAAGAAGAAAUGAAGAGCAUCAUCAACCCAAAUCCCAGGUUUCAUUUGAUAGUCUCUCUUUGUCCAUAGUCGAUAUAAUCUUAUGAUGAAGACUAUAAUAUAUCCUUAUUGGCUAUUCACCUCCAUGACCUCUCCAAUGCUUGACUUAUUAGCCCUCAUCACUUUUUCUCUCUUGAUAAUUGUGACACUAAAUAUAGUGAGGAAUCAUAAGAAAACAGAUCAACCAACUCAAAAUAUACCUCCAGGACCAUGGAAGCUACCGAUUAUAGGAAAUAUACCUCAUAUUCUUACAUCUGCACCCCAUAAAAGAUUGAGAGACCUAGCCAAAAUAUAUGGUCCUUUGAUGCAUCUGCAACUUGGAGAUAAGAGCACAAUCAUUGUUUCCUCGGCCGAGUAUGCUAGAGAGAUAAUGAAAACUCAUGAUGUUAUCUUUGCAUCAAGGCCUCGUAGUGCAACUUCAGAUAUAUUGUCCUAUGAAGCCACAGGUAUUGCUUCUGCACCUUAUGGAAAUUAUUGGAGAGUGUUACGAAAGAUAUGCACAAUGGAGCUUUUGUCCCCAAAACGUGUCGAUUCAUUUCAGCCAAUAAGGGAAUUAGAAGAGCUCACCAGUCUCAUCAAAAUGAUUGAUUCUCAUAAAGGAUCUCCCAUCAACCUCACUCAUGUAGUACUUUCAUCGAUAUAUUCUAUCAUUUCAAGAGCUGCUUUUGGCAAGAAGUAUGGUAAAGAGCAAGAAGAAUUCAUAUCAUUGAUGAAAGAAGGACUUACGAUAUUGGGAGAUUUAUUUCCUUCUACUAGAUGGCUUUCAGUUGUCACCGGUUUGAGGCCUAAGCUUGAGAGGUUGCAUCGACAAGUUGAUCAGAUUCUAGAAAACAUCAUCAUUGAACAUAAAAUGGCAAAGUCAAAAGUCAGGAAAGGUCAAGAUGAAGGAAAGGAAGAUUUGGUAGAUAUUCUCCUAAAAUUCCAGGAUGGUAAUGAUAGUAACAAUCAUAUUUGCUUAACUAAUAAGCAUGUCAAGGCUACAAUCCUGGAAAUCUUUGGUGCCGGGGCUGAGCCAUCAGCAAUUACCAUAGAUUGGGCUACGGCUGAGAUGGUAAAAGAUCCUAGAGUGAUGAAGAAAGCACAAGCUGAAGCGAGAAAGGUAUUCAAUAUGAAAGGAAGGGUUGACGGAACAUGUAUCAAUGAACUUAAAUAUUUGAAAUUGGUUGUUAAAGAGACCCUAAGAUUACACCCUCCUGGUCCUCUUUUACUUCCAAGAGAAUGUAGACAAGCAUGUAAGAUUCAUGGCUAUCUCAUACCAUUCGGAAGUAUUGUCAUAGUCAAUGCUUGGGCAAUUGGAAGAGAUCCAAACUAUUGGACAGAACCGGAGAGAUUUUAUCCAGAGAGAUUCAUUGAUAGCUCUAUUGAUCAUAGUGGGAACAGUUUUGAGUACAUUCCAUUUGGUGCUGGAAGAAGACUAUGCCCAGGCAGCAACUUUGGUUUGAUGAAUGUUGAGCUAACACUUGCGUUGUUAUUGUAUCACUUUGAUUGGAAGCUUCCCAAUGGAAUGAAAAAUGAGGACUUGGACAUGACCGAGGAAUUUAAGGUAACUAUUAGAAGAAAAGAAGACCUGUACUUGAUUCCUGUAUCUUCUUCUUUUGGAUAA